AAAUUUCAACAUGAUGGCCAAAAUCGUUAUCGUACUGACGCUUUUAGUAGUUAUCACAGAAGCAAGGUUUUUGGAUCGAGAGCGGGAUUUCUUUCAAGAUACAAGUAAACGUAGUGUAAGAGUACAAAGCUUAGUUUACCUUAUGUUUAACUAUGUAGAUGCAAUUUUAUUUUGCUAUAGUUGGCCUACCCAUGCGUAAUAGAGAAAACAAACGUUAUCUCGUUAUUGUGUUGCUGCGAAAACUGUUGUAUUGUACUCGCGAGUAGCCUGAAUUUCAUCCGAUUACUUCGAGUCCUUAUUACUCCCUCAGUUGUUGAGAGGAGAAAACGACUCGAAGCAAUCGGACGAAUUUCAGGCUAACUCGCGAGCAGUUUGCUUUCUUUCUGCAGGGAACAGUGGCGGCUGGGGUUUUGCUAAAAGCAGGCCCGCGGCCCGGUGACCCGAAGACCCAGCGGCCCGCGGCCCGCGACCGCCCAGCGGCCCUGCUGCCCGGCGGCCCAGAGGCCCGAUGGCCCAGUCCUGAUUUUCGCAGUUUUUUUGUCCAGAGGUAAAUCCACGCGCAUGCACAGAUCUGCAUCGUGUUAGGGCGUGCAAAAUAGACGACGGUGAGUUUGAAUUCGUUUACCAUUUAAUCAUUUGAAUCCUUGUCUCUGUUUGUUGCAUGUUGUUCAGAUAAAAACGUUUUCAUUCUCUGUUCAUUCGUCUCUUUAAAGAAACCGAUAGCACAAUAGGUGGUUUUCACGUUACGUGAUCGCCGCCAUGACGGUGGACGGUAAACAAAAGAUCGCUCAUUAGCUCGCUUUGUUUGUCCACCACCAUUUGUUCAUUUCACCAUUGUUAUUUGUGUCUCCCGAGAUUGCAUGAAAACCACCUAUAGAGGACUUUCAUUAUCGAACGAUGUAAGUUAUUUUCAAACCAUACUUUGAAAGUAAAAAUAUCAUAAGUGAUGAGAUACGUGAACUGCGAAUUUUUUUCUAUACAGAGACAUGUCUGUCUAUUUACAGGAACCCCACCCCAAAAGGAGAGCAGGGCAGAGUUUAUCAAACUGUGGUUUGAAAAUAACUUACAUGUUUGAGAACGGACUUCCUCUCUAUCGGGUUCUGUAAACAGACGAAUAAACAGAGCAUGACAACGUUUUUUACUUAGCAACAUGCAACGAAAGAAAGGGUCGAAAAGGAUUGAAAUGAUUAUUAAAAUGGUAAACGAAUUCAAACUCACCGUCGUCCAUUUUGCACGCCCAAACCCGAUGCAGAUCUAUGCAUGCGCGUGGAUUUACCGCUGGACAAAAAAACUGUGGAAAAUCAGGACUGGGCCGCCGGGCCGCUAGGCCGUCGCGGGCCGUGGGCUGCGGGCCUGCUUUUAGCAAAACCCUGGCGGCUGUGCCUAGUCCCUUUCGUGAACGGUCGUUGGCAUUUUUAAGGGUCGAUACCACCAUUGGUAACCAGGCCUUUAGCCAUGAUAGAUGUAAUAUUAACCUCGUUUCCAGGGGUCCUCUCAUAGAGAGAGCACUUGGCCUGGUCUGGUCACGUGUCGAUUGAGCGAGUAGGAGAGGACCCUGGGAACCAGAUUAAUGUGAUAUGUUAUGUUCCCUGGAUUAAGUUGGAUUAAGCUACAAUAAGGCACAUAACACGAUUUUGAAUAGCCCUAGGAAUGAACGACGUUGAAGCCCAAGUUAAUUUUUUCGUUAAAAGUUCUGGGAAGGGUUAGGGUCAGCUGUUAUUGAUGUAUCGAUUAAGGAUGACAUUGUGUGCGAGUUUAUGUACUUAAUAUCGGUCGGUGUGGUAGUGUAGUGGUAAGGGAGAGAUAUUGGGAUACUAAAGGUCCGAGUACGACCCUGGGUUGCGAUGUUCUUUUUUCCUUCAAUAGAAACACUCUCAAUGGCAGUGACGAUUUACGAAAGGGAAAUUCCCAGCGGGCCUAAUUCUUUUUCUGCAGCUGUGCAGGUCAACCACUUGCCAAAACUAAAUGCAGAGGUUCGAGAAAUUAGGUUGUAGACAAUCUAGAACAACCUUAGCUGUAAUCCAUCCCAGCUAUCUACUGUUUAAGGCACCUAAUUAAGAGUGUGGACUUUCUGUUCGUUUUUAGUGCAAUUUAGGUGAGACAGUAUGCUCAAACGAUAGUCAAUGUCAGUCAUGGUGUGGAAACCGAACUGUUAUCUGCAAUUAUAUAAGGCGAUGUAACUAUUCAAGCUUUAUUGACGAUGUAAUCAGGAGUAAACCGGUAAGAAUCAGUAUCAAUCCAUGCCCAACAUAAAAAAUAUAGCCGUGAAAAAAUCUCAAAUCUUCGUUUUCUCGAUGCACAAAAACAAAUUCGAAAUGACAAAUUUACCUAGUGUCGUCUGUGUCUGUCUCGCAUUAAGUUUUUGUCUUUUUGUACUAUCCAGGGGCCUGUUUCUCGAGAAACCCCGGAAAGUUUUGUCAGCGUCAAGCCUCGUUUAAAUAAUAAUAAUAAUAAUAAUAAUAAUAAUAAUAAUAAUAAUAAUAAUAAUAAUAAUAAUAAUAAUAAUAAUAAUAAUAAAACAGUCAAAGCGCCGGUCCUAGCUAACAAACUAGUCUGAUAGUUUUACUAUAUUAUCUGCAAAACUAUUGAACAAAAGUAAAACAGCUGUCAAAGCCCGAAACGUUACCCGGAUUUCGAAAAACAGGCCCCAGGCCACAAUGAAUAGUCCACAGGGAUAGGCAAGCGAUUGGCUCACAUUAUCAUGAUUUUAAUAAUAACACGAUGACCAUUGACCAUUAUCAAUACAAUUUUAUCCGCGGCGGAAUGGGGACUUCGCACGUUUGACCCCCAAGCAAGAAUAAUACUUGACUUUCAGGGAAUUAAAAUAACUGCGGGCGAAAAUAUUGCCUUUGCUUUAGAAACGGCUAGACCUUCACGAGGCUCUAAUGACCACAGAGGAGGCCACAACAAUGCCCUUUAUUAGUACUUCGUGCUAAAUAACCUGACUCUAAAACUAGAGUCGACCAUUUUAGCAAGAAACUAUGCGUCAAACCUAUUGCAAGGAUAAUGGCACUUUCCAAAAACUGAGCAUGUGACUGAAAUUUUCUUGAAAUUUAUAAUUUAAAUGUAGCAUUAAGUGUACACCCUCCCAUAAACCCCACCCAGCAAGGAUCUCGGUGCUUUAAUAGCCCAUAAGGAUGGGCGGCAGCCCAAUAGCAGCUAUGUUUGGCUCUUGCAAUCUUAAACAAUCCAACACAUAAUACGCAGUUUUUGCUGCCUAGUCACUCGCGUCUCGCGUUUGCCAAUGUGCGAAAAACAAAUUGCUUGAGGAGGAGGUAGCAAUUUUUUAUUAUUUUGUCAGCUUUGUCCAGGAUUUUCUGCACCCACAAUUGUAAACGCUUAGAAGACCCUAGGACGAAGUUGGAAUUAAGUUUAUCAACUUUCUCUUAAAUUCCAACUUGUUACUUGUAUGCUUUGCUAUGCUUUUCCUUUCUUACAGUGCUACUCUAUCGGACUGUGGAAGAGUCCUUGUACGUCGAAUAGCGACUGCCGGUGCAAUGAAGGCAACGGACUAGUGUGUGAGGAUAAUGAAUGCGUUGAGCCACCAAGAACUGACAAGAUGACUGUAUGGAGGCACCGUCUUUAACAAGUUGUUGAUCACCUCCUAUUCUUUACCUUAACUGUCUAGCUUUCGGUACUGUUUGCAUGAGAACAAAUUUUUCGCGAUGGAAUUUCGAAUACGAGCCCCACGCAGAGAGACUUAAAAACAUUUCAGUCCUCAUCCCAGGCCUUUUCGUUACACACUUCUUCGACUGAGUU
This is a messenger RNA of Porites evermanni, 3759 nucleotides long. Lineage: Eukaryota; Metazoa; Cnidaria; Anthozoa; Scleractinia; Poritidae. The record is from the annotation of a GenBank genome assembly.